UAAACAAUGUCAACUGAAGCUAGCGCCAGGGCGUUUUUACAAAACUACACAGACCAAGACGCUUUACGUCUUUAGUUCAUUUCCUAGUUACUAGCCGUUAGCUUCUGUGUCUAAAACAACCGCUUUCUGUUAGGUAGUCGUUUCCUGCUCUCAGAGCUGAUGCUCAGGUCCUGGCAGGCAGCAGAAAGAACAAACAGCUCCAUCCAGUAUGGAAGACUUCAGGUGGACGUACCUGCAGCUGUGUAAGGAGGGUGGAGUGGAGCCCCAGGAGAGUGUUGUGGCUCAGCUCCAGGAGAGCAGGGCUGCCCACAGCUCCAGGCUGGACCUGAGUGGACACAGUCUGUCCACUGACACCUGCAGCGUCCUGGCCAGGGCCUUCCAGAAGGACGGCGUCUUCACAGAGGUCUCCCUUAGUGACUGCAUGCUAACAGAGGAAGGCACCAAGAUGCUUUUGGCUGGACUGUUUCACAACACAUCAGUGAAAUGUCUGGAUCUAAAGGGAAACAACCUGAGAUCUACAGGAGCUGAGGUUCUGGGAAAGCUGCUGGGAUGUAACAAGACACUGCACAGGCUGGUGUUGGAGUGGAAUGCUCUGGGUGUGUGGGAAGAGUCCUUUUCGCUGUUCUGUGAUGGGUUGGCGUCCAACAACACUCUGACACACCUGGACCUGCGCAACAAUCAGAUCAACCACCACGGAGCCUCGGAGCUGGCGCUGGCCCUCAGACGCAACAGCACCCUGCAGGAGCUAGACCUGAGGUGGAACAACAUCGGUCUGCUGGGUGGGAGGUCCCUGCUGGAGGCCCUGCAGAAGAACAAGAGCAUAGUACAGCUCGAGAUGGCAGGAAACAACAUUCCCAGUGACAUUCUCAAAGCUCUGGAGCAGAGCACAGGACACAACUCUGAAAGAGAGUUCACGUUGAGAGAAAGCCGCAACAAGACCCACGUCCUCAGCAGAGAGAUCCAGUCACUGAAGGAGGAAAAGGGUCGCCAGUUCCUCAGCCUGAUGGAGACGAUAGACAGGCAGAAGGAGGAGAUGGGACACUCCACCAAGUCAACCUCUGCUCAGAUUGGUCAGCUCCAACAAGCUCUGAAUGAGAGGAAGUCAGCGAUCAACUCCCUCACUGCCAAGUUGCAGAUGACAGAAGCAGCUCUGGCCCUCUCAGAGCAGAAAGCCCAGAGUAUGGGUGAGGUCCUGUCUCGCAUGAAGGCUGAGAAAGAAGAGCAGAAGGAGCAGCAGAGCCGACUGAGGAAGAAGCAGGAAGAGGAAAGUUCCCUCAGAGAGGGAAAACUCCACAGAGAGAUCCAGAACCUGAUGGAAACCAACGGCCAACUCAGGAAUAAAGUGGAGGAGCUGGAAUGCAGGUGCAAGUCUCAGCAGCAGCAGAUCUUUGAGCUGAAGCAGGAGCUCACCAACAGCACCGCAGAGCUCAAGAUGCGGCUAACGAAGGCAGAAGAUCGGCUGGAGUCAGAGAAGCGGCGGUCCAAGCAAGCCCUGGAGGACAUGGAGAGCCUGAGACACAAGGAGGUGGAGAACGUCAGCCGGCAUCUAGAGGAGCGUGAGAGAGCUCUGCAGGAGCGUAUCUUCAAACUGGAGGCGCAGAGGAUCCAGCUGGAAGAGGAGCUGGGUAAAAGUAAAGCAGCCGUUGUGACAGAGAGGGCCCAGGCAGAGGAGGAACUGGGAAAAGUGCGAACUCAAAUGCGCUUGGAGGAGCAGGAGCACGUGUCGUCCCUGGAGGAGAAGCUGCGCUCCCUGCGUGCGUCCAUGCAGCAGCUGCAGCUGCACUGCUCCCAGCAGAAACAGAGCAUUUCUGAGCUGCAGGCGAAGAGCAGCCACCAGAGCGUGGAGACGGACGGCCUGCGGCGCCGGAUAGAGGAGCUUCAGCAGGAUCUGUCCGGAAAAGAGCAGGAGAAGGUGGCUGAGGUGAGCAGGGUAAGAGUGGAGCUGCAGGAGCAGAUUGGACAGCUGGAAGCAGACAGGAUGGCACAAGAGAGGCUCAAAGCAAAGAUCAGUGCUCUGGAGAGAGAGAUGAAAGCGCUGACGAAUAAUCACCGUGAAGUGCUUCUUGACAAAGAGAGCGAAAAGUCUUCCCUGUUGGAAAAGCUGCGGCUGAAGGAAGUGGAGAUCCAGCGGAUGAAGGAGGAUGAGGCCCAGAGAGCCAGCUACCUGCAGAGCGCCGUCCUCAGCUACGUUCAAGGCUCCCCGCUGGGACACUACAGCCCCAACAAGUAGUGGAACCAGUGGAAUCCCAUUCAUGACCAGUGAACACCUGCUCCAGCCACUACACCUCACUGGAACUGACUGACAGAUUUUAGACGCCGUGAAACGCUGACGUUAGACGUCAGAAAGAGCUCUGAACAUAACAGUUUUCAUUUCUGACCAGGCUGGGGCUCAUCCUCCCCACUCUGGUCCCUCUGCUCUCUGCUGUGUGUUUGGGAGUGUCUGUGUGGUAACUGGAGGUGGACAACAUUCAUGCAAAGGUUUUUUUUGUUUGUUUUUUUUCUUGCCCCAUGGACCAUGGUGAUGAUGAAGGAGACAGUAGCUUCUCACGGUGCAGCUGCAGCAGCUCUGUUCUUUCUGCUCCACUGCCCUCCAGACCGUAAACAUUAAAAUGUCCGGCAGUUUUUGGCCUGAGGUGGUGCUGACUCAGACAUUAACCCCAGGGAUUAAUGGAUCCAGUUCAGGGAUAAAUCCUGAGUCGUGUUCUGUCUGGAGGUUCAGUUUUCAGGGGAACGAAGCAGAACAAGUCUGGGUUUAAGUUUAUGAACUUAAAAACCAGAGAAAGUUUGUCGAUCAAUAGGAUUUGUUUGCUCUUUACCCAGAUGUUCACUAAAUUUAAUAAAAUUUUGUAUUUAUGUUAAUAAAUGUGUACAUUUAUGCACAUUCUAAACAAGGUUUUGAAGAAUAAAGCGAUAUUACUGUACCAAUAAAUAGCUUUUAAUUUAACGUCUGAUGGCUGAAAUCAGUCUCACAGCUCAGAUCAAUUGUUUGAUCUCAGUUUCUAAUUUUCUGCUAACAGGAUUUAAAGGUGGAAAUUUUCCCCUUUGGGUCAGUAAAAGGAAACAGCCGCAGGAAUAUUGGGAAUCUUGACGCUUAUUGUUUUCAGUAAACUACUUCUUUAUUUGUGAGGCAGUGAUGUUUUUUUGUUUUGUCUGUUUUCCUGCUAUUUGAUGUGACUGAUCACCUAGCUCCGCUGUUAGCACUCGAAUAUGUACCGUUCUCAAUCCUGCUCACAAAUAUUUUUAAAUGUGAGCUCCAUUUUUACAGGAAGUGAAGCAAGAUGAUCCUCUGAUUGGAUCAUAGAGUUCAUUUUUACACAAACUUUGUAUUCUAAUUGCAUCUUUAUAUCACAAGGAAAUAUUUUGUAUCAUGUUAUUUUUUUCAAAUGUCUUCCAUUUUGUGAUUUUGUCAAAAAAAUAAAUAAAUGUCUAUUUUCUUCUAUCAUUA
This is a messenger RNA of Gambusia affinis (western mosquitofish), 3445 nucleotides long. It is a transcript of the gene lrrc45, whose product is annotated as leucine rich repeat containing 45. Gene Ontology annotation, cellular component: centrosome. The record is from RefSeq and is a predicted model, not a curated record. Gene Ontology annotation, molecular function: protein binding. The transcript is spliced from 18 exons. Bases 209 to 2230 code for a protein of 673 amino acids. NCBI's taxonomy places the organism in Eukaryota, Metazoa, Chordata, Actinopteri, Cyprinodontiformes, Poeciliidae.